UCUAAUAACUUCCGUAACCCGUGCUAACCACAAAACCCAAACAGUUUUAAAGCAAAAAUGAUAGUUUGCUGCGUGUCUGGUUGUAAAAAGCGGUAUAUCCGCAGCAAAAAAUUGAAAUUUUACAAAAUACCGUCUCGGGGCCACCGGAGGCGUUUGUGGCUGCGAGCAAUACAAGAAGCGAACGGCAGCACUGCGAGACUCACGGAAGAUGAUCGCGUUUGUGGCGCUCAUUUCAUAUCAGGAGAAGCAUCUAUGGAGCGUGAUAAGCCGGACUUUGUGCCUUCUGUUUUUACCUGCACCAAAAAAAAUCAAAGCCCCAAGAAAAAAGUGAGAUGGAUUUAUGGUCGUAGAAAAAGGCAUCGCCGGAAGGCAAGAGGCAGAAGAGAGGAAAAUGCAGCUCCACUUCAAGCUGAUUCUUCUGCGAAUCCCGAGCCGUCUGUUUUGAUGCGAACUGAAAGUGAACUUUCAGAAGAAAUGCAGACGCCAGCAACCCCCUCAGUGCCAAAGGAAGGAGAAACGGUGGCAAAAGUGUCUGAGACUGAAGCAGAAACCCAAAUUAUCCAGUCUCAAACAAUGCUCGACUUAAAUAAGACAUCACCACCCUUCAAAGGACUACCAGACACCCUAAAACUAGAUAAGAGAAGGCCAGUUGUGCUCCUGAAACCUUUAGUUGCAUCAGAAGGUGGUUAUCGGUGUGAACUGUGCAGUCAGACCUUCCCUGAUAUACCACAGCUGGUAAAACACAAACGGCUGCAUGAAGAACAAAGCUCCUUUGUCUGUGAAAAUUGUGGAAAAAUCUUCAUAACUCAGGCAGAUUUCAGUGAGCACCAUGCUGUGCACAGGGAUGAGCCCCUCUUUACGUGCAACAUGUGUGAUCGAUCUUUCACCACGAUUCACCAACUGAAGCGUCAUAAACUGCUCCAUGUUAAAGAUGGCAGGAAGUGCCUCAGGUGUGGCACGCUGUUCUGCCAGCGUCACAACCACAUUUUAUUCCUUCCGCAGACAGAGUUUAAAACAGAGUCUGAGCCUGAGGACAGUUCCUCCAGGAGUGAGACAGAAAAUGAACUGGAACCAAGCCAGAUGACUGAAAUACCUGGCAACACUCAGAGCUCAAGGACCGUUACACCUCCACUGUCUACUUCUGCUUCAACUGCUGCUCCUACACCCCCAAAUCCUGGAUUUCUAUCCAAGCCCCCACCUUUGUCUUCAUUCAGUAUAUUACCAGAAAUCCCCCCACCGGUGUUGCUGAGACCGUGUCCUGUGCCUCGUCGACUCUAUCCAGAAGUGAGACACUCAGAAAACCCGGGUUCCUCAUUUCACCAUGACUUGUUCACCCAAAAUACAGAACUUCCAUCUUCACUGAAGAUCUUUUCACCUCAGUACCUCACCUCAGCCUUCCUAGAGGUUAAAAGAAAUUAUGAAUAUAUUUUAAGCAAGCCGAAAAAAUGUAGGGUUAAGAAUCCGGUGAAGAAGGAACAAAGUGAGGCACCAAUAAUUUCACCAGAAGAACACACUAAGCCAGAAAAAAAGGAGAGAAUAGCUUAUGACCUGGAGAUUAUGCUCUGAUCUGAAUAAUGGAUUAGAAUGACCUGUUUACUUACCUGACCUGUUUACUUACCUGACCUUUUUGCCUUACUUAAGAUGUUCAACAUUAGUGCUCCUAUCCUAUUAGUGUUUCUGUUCUUUGAGUUAAAAGGCAUUUUAACAAAAGCAAGGCUGUGUUCAGUAUUAAACCCGUAGUGUUCGGCUUAUACUUGCACCACUUUUGCCUCUCUUAGCACACUGAUAUAUUUGUAAGUACUGUGAUGCUGAUAUAAUUUUUUUUAGUUCUGUAGUUAAAAUCUUUUACUUCUUAAUCAGUGAUGAGGUGCAAUUGGUUUUUUUUUCCACUGCUGUUUGAUAAGUAAUACUGUUAUGUAUGUAAAAGAUAACUGACCUGUGUUGUAAAACUGCACCAGGUGGGAUUUGGGCUUCAGGCUGUAUUCUGUACUUGGCAAUUUGUGCCGUAAUAAUCACUUUAGUCUGUGGAAAAAUGCACCGUGUGCUACAAACGGCAUCAAUAAUAUGAUCAAGCAUCUCUAAUAACAAUUGCCACACAAUUCAGUUUUCACAUCUGCCUCAGCUAACUGGAAACAGAUAGCGGUUGCAGCGUAUAUUACAUACAUAAACCAAUCAGCCGUAACCUUGAAACCGUGAAUAACCUUGAUUGCACUAUUACAAUGGUUGGUUCUGCUGGCAAACCUUGAGCUCCCAGGAAUUCGUGUGGGUGUUACUUUUACGUGCAGCACACGCCUACAAACGGAAAGGCUCGAGGAGCACGACAAAGAGUCCAAGGUGUUGACAGGGCCUCUAAACUCUCAGAUCUCAAUCCAGAAAAACGGCUGAUCCACAGAGGCCGCUACAGCAGAAGACAGCCGUUGCUCCUGGCCACAUGCCGAAGAGGACAAAUCCAGAGGGUCCAGUACGCGUGCCAUGAGGGAUUACAGUUAUUUUGUCAGAUACCAGGUGCUUUUUAUGUUGCUGAUCAUAUGCAGUGUAUAUGAUCAACAACAUGUAUGUAUGAUGUAGCUACAGUUACAUCAACCAUUUAUUACAUUUUGUGCAUUUUUUUUUUUUAGUUGUCCUCUUUGUUUUGUUUUUUUUGUUUGUUUUUUAAUCUGUAUAUGAGAAGUGGAUCUGACUGUGAAACCAAUGCUGUUUGUUUACUAAAAUACAUUAUGGUUAUGGUUCGAGUAAACAACUUCCAGCUAAAAAAUGCCUCCAUCAAGUGUUUGUCGAAUCUUUAAAGUGAACGGUAAAAUUCUCUGAGAGCAGAAUUAACUACCAACACUCCUUCAUUAACUACAAUCAAUUAAGUUUAGUUUAGAGUCUUCAUAAAAGAGGUACAUUGGUCACAGGGAUGUCAUCCAUUGAUUGCUAAGCUCCUUUUUUUUUUUUUUUAACUCUUUUGUUUUUUGUCAUUUUAGCUUUUUGAAACUGGACUUCACAAGUGUGUGUAGAGGUAAAACAGAGGGAUACUAAGGGAUGCAGCAUGUUUUUGUGAAGGCCAGCUCACUGUAGAGCAUACCCUGCUUUACCUUGCUUUUUCGGCUUGAAUGGGGGCCGUAACUAGCAACUGAGACUAUACGCUAAUUGGGAAAAUAAUAAAAUGACUGCAGUCAUAGGUCAUAAAGGCUCAUUUUUCCUCACGAUCAUAUUGGUUACAUAAAACUCAAUAUGGUCAUCCCACAUCACUUUUUAGCUGGCUUUUAGUCACUAGUGGAUCUUCCACACUGCCGUUGUGUAGCAGAUCCGUUUAAUGUAUUCAUGAACAUCUCAUAUCAAUUAACAGUAUGUUUUGAUCCCAUGCUUAACUCCAAAAGUGCUCACGUUCCAUCGCUCAGGGUUAUGUCACCUGCUGUUCCUACAAGUUGCUGAAUUUAAUUAACAUUUUGUGGUCUCUUAUAUGGAUUAAGGCACCUUCGGCUUCGCUUUUCUGACUUGUAAGCUAUGAUAUUUGCACUGUUUGCACACAAUAUGGAGUUUUAAUUUCCCAUUUGUAAAAAGAAACAACUUUGGACUGAUUAUGUUUUAUUUUUGUUUGUUUGUUUUGUUCUUCUUCAGCUGACCUGUAUGUAUAUUUACUCAAAUGUAGAAAUGACCGAAAACAUGGACAAAUGGAAAGAUUGAACUACCAUGUACCCAUUUCCCCCACACCAAGAAGCACCUAACCAGCUAUAGCUGUCCAAAUGACACAUUCUUGGAAUAGCAUUAUCUGUUAAAAUAGCUAAAGCUAUUUCUCAGCUGGUGAUUUGCAGCUGUCUACUGCGUGCCCAUUAGACUUGCUCUCACAUGGACACAGGAACAAGAGAAAAAAAAUAAGCUGUAUGAAGUGAAAUAUGCUCUUUACAUAAGGUAAUAAAAUAAAAUUGCUGUAUUA
Molecule: messenger RNA, 3919 nt
Organism: Neolamprologus brichardi
Lineage: Eukaryota; Metazoa; Chordata; Actinopteri; Cichliformes; Cichlidae
Source: RefSeq, a predicted model, not a curated record